Brugia malayi is the source of this 2256-nucleotide messenger RNA. Its product is annotated as cation efflux family protein. The record is from RefSeq and is a predicted model, not a curated record. The transcript is spliced from 18 exons. Gene Ontology annotation, biological process: intracellular zinc ion homeostasis; transmembrane transport; zinc ion transport. Gene Ontology annotation, molecular function: zinc ion transmembrane transporter activity. Gene Ontology annotation, cellular component: membrane; Golgi apparatus. The coding region runs from base 1 to 2256 and encodes 751 amino acids. NCBI's taxonomy places the organism in Eukaryota, Metazoa, Nematoda, Chromadorea, Rhabditida, Onchocercidae.
AUGUUAGCUCAAGAUUUCCUGAGGAAAGAUGAUCGUAGUUUUCUGCCGACUUCCUCCUCCAAAUCAGCAUUUUAUUUCGGUCUCUUAGUAAUUGUCAAAUUUCUUCGUUGCAUUGGAAUAUUUAUUAUUGAUAUAUUAGCUAAACAAGUUCAUGUUGUUGGACUACUUUGGUUUUUCAAACUGGUUGCUUCGUGUAUUCUUAUACCGUUUCAAAAACCAUUCAAUCAUGGAAAGUCACUCAAAAGGGUUUUGGGCAUUAGGAUAGUGCAGUUAGCGCUAUGGAACUGCUUAAUCGAAGUUAUAUGGUUCUAUGGUAUUACUUUUUGUGGACCUUUGAGAUCCAUAUUGGUGUUCGAACAAAGUCCAUCGGUUAUAAUGGUCGCUUUGCUAACUUUAUUGAAAGGAAGCAACUCCUCAUCGAAAACCCGUGGAGUGAUUGCGCUAAUGUUAGGUUAUCUGUCCUUAAUUUUGAUGGAUAGCGAUGCUACGGUCGAAUCAAAUCACAAAUCAUCACACAGUCACCAGAGUGUUUUAAAUCAUUUAUUCUACCAUUUUAUUCAUAAUUCAGGAGUUUCGGACCACAAGGGAGGUGUCAUUUUGUUGAUCUUUGCGGUUUUGAUAAAAAUGGCAUACGACUCGUCAUUCCGCCAUCUGGCGGUUGAAAUUGGUGGUCCAAAAAGGCUCUAUUCGUUGGUGACACUUUUUUCUGCCAUAUUUUUAACACCAGUGGCAAUUCUUGCUUUUGCUAUGGGCGAAGUAUAUAUUACUUCUUUUAUCGAUUUUAUUCUUCUGUUGUUUAUGGGAUCAAUGUUUGUUAUGGUUUUCGACUUCUACACCGAAUCAUUUUGUUUCCAGCAUGUAGCUGAUCCGGUCUUGUCGUCAGCACGAUGGAGUCCGAUGAUAAUGUUUGUUUGUGCCUUUAUGUUCGCUUCAGCUUGGUAUACGGGUGAAAGUCAUCACGCAUCUGACGCUCACGUUAUUUCAGGCGGAGUAUUGUUGACGCUGUUAUGUUUCAUUAUCGCUUGUUUCUCCCUAACGUCCUCGACCAGUCCACGUUCCAGAGGUGGAUAUUAUGUUGGCUUAUCGGAUAAUGGAAUGCCAUUAUAUACUUAUGGUGAAGCAUUUUUGCAAAAAACUUCAAGAUCAAUAAUGCUGUUGAUCAAAGAAACUUUAGCGGAAAUACUGGCGAAUACAGAUUCUCGUAGAAUAUUUUGGUUCCUCUGUGCCAAUUUGUCAUUUUGUGGAAUUGAAUUUUUGUAUGGCUUCUGGACAAAUAGCCUUGGAUUGAUAUCCGAUGGUUUCCAUAUGCUUUUCGAUUGCUCUGCGCUUGUAAUGGGUCUUGUUGCUUCUGUAAUGUCACGGUGGCCUUCUUCAAAAUAUUAUUCUUAUGGGUAUGGGAGAGUGGAAGUACUCUCAGGGUUUAUAAACGCUUUGUUCCUUAUUGUUAUUGCGUUUUUUAUAUUUUUGGAAGCGUUAGAACGAUUGUAUGAUCCACCAGAUAUCAGCACUGACAAACUAAUGAUAGUAGCAGUUGCUGGUCUAAUAAUAAAUAUAUUUGGUAUGUUUGCAUUUCACGGUGCAACACAUGCGCAUUCUCAUGGCGAUGAUGGCAGUCAUUCGCAUUCGCAUUCGCAUAACAACGCCUCGCAUUCACAUUCACAUUCACAUUCUCAUUCUCAUUCACAUGGAGAAGCAAAUGCUAAUAUGCAAGGUGUUUUUCUACAUGUCCUUGCUGAUACGCUUGGUUCCGUGUUUGUGAUAAUCAGUACCCUAAUGAUUCAGUAUUUCGGUUGGAAAUGGGUUGAUCCAUUAUGUUCGUUAAUUUUAUCAAUGCUUAUUCUUGGUUCAGUAAUACCAUUAUUGAAACAAUCGAUGGCUACAUUAAUGCAGAAUAUGCCGCCCAAAACAGAGGAAGAAUUUGAACACAUUCUGCAUGAGAUUCUAAACAUGGAAGGUGUGAUGUCCUAUUCGAAUGUUCAUUUGUGGCAACUUAAAUCUGUUUUUAAUAUCGUAUCCUUGCAUGUUCAAGUUAGUGAUGAUGCAAAUGAUCAAAUCAUACGACUAAAAAUCUUAAAAAUUUUAAAAUCGAUCAAUAUCACACAGGCAUCAGUUCAGGUUGAAAAGGAAAAUUUUUUCCACCGAAUAUCUGCUCUUUGUCCAUCGUAUAAAAUUCCACAACGUAUAACAAAAGGUGUUGCAAUUGGUCACACUUCGGUUUCCGGUAAUUUUUGUCAUCAUAAUGAAGUAUGUGAUUGA